CCAAGAGCCCAGUGGCCCUUUCUUUCCCUCCUCCCCUGGCAGUCUCGGCCCGUCCAGCUGGACUUUCCUCCUGCAGCCAUGAGCUCUGGAGCAGCGGCAGGGCCGAUCUUCGCCGAGGGCGAGGAUUGCAGGGCGGCCUGGAGGGAAGCCACAGCGGGCUACGAUGAGCCCGAUGCCCACCUGGAGAUCCUGGGCAAGCCGGUGAUGGAGCGCUGGGAGACUCCCUACAUGCACUCGCUGGCCACCGUGGCUGCGUCAAAGGGCGGCCGCGUGCUCGAGGUGGGGUUCGGGAUGGCCAUCGCCGCCUCCAAGGUGCAGGAAUUCGACAUCGAGGAGCAUUGGAUCAUCGAGUGCAACGAGGGCGUUUUCCGGCGCCUGGAGCAGUGGGCCAAGGCACAGCCACACAAGGUGGUGCCCCUGAGGGGGCUGUGGGAGGACGUGGUGCCAACGCUGCCGGACGGGCACUUCAGUGGUGAGACAUCAGAGCUGAGCCAGCUCCCCGCAUUCCCGGGACAGGGCCAUGCCUUCCGCCUGCUGCGGCCCGGAGGGGUCCUCACCUACUGCAACCUGACCUCGUGGGGGGAGCUGCUCAAGAGCAGGUACAGCGACAUCCAGAAGAUGUUUGAGGAGACCCAGGUGGGGCCGCUGCUGCAGGCGGGCUUCAGGAGGGAGAACAUCAGCACCAGGGUGAUGGAGCUGCAGCCGCCCCGCGAGUGCCGCUACUACUCCCACCCCAGGAUGAUCACCCCCACCAUCCUCAAACACUGAGGGGCCCAGCACUGAGGGGAGCAGGAGCUGAUGAGGAGGAGAAAAGCUCUGAUCUCUUUAAAACCCCUGAGAGAUCGAAACUGAUUCUGCCAGAGAUGGGUGGAGGCUUGGGAUGGAUUCCAGGGGACAAAAGGACAGGAAAAUCCCUGCCCCGGAAGCCCCCUGCCCUGGAGGGGUCUUGUGGGCUUUGUGGAAGAUCUCACCCUGCUCUGUCCCCUCAAGACUUCGAAUUCUCAAUCAAUUCUGGAAUUGCAGAGUGUGGGCUGGAGCCUUUGGGCAAAUGGGUUCCAGAACCAGCCCUUUCCUCUAAAAACUGGAUCAUCUUGAGAAAUCACAGAGUGGCUUCCCACAAGAGUCAAAUAAUCCAAACCAGGUGGGAGAAAUGGGACAGUCUGAGGCAUUUUGAGGCUUUUCAGCUUCUCCUGAAGCAACUCCCCAGAGAAGUUUCCCAACAUUUUUGGCCAAAGCCCAUGGCAGCAAAUCCUGACCCCAACCCCCCCCUCACAGCUCAAUAAAUGAUGUUUCCUCUCUCCCCAGAAGGGACAAAGUCCAUUAAAAGGAAUUAAAUACCCAAA
This is a messenger RNA of Cyanistes caeruleus (blue tit), 1343 nucleotides long. NCBI's taxonomy places the organism in Eukaryota, Metazoa, Chordata, Aves, Passeriformes, Paridae. The record is from RefSeq and is a predicted model, not a curated record.